Molecule: messenger RNA, 822 nt
Organism: Postia placenta MAD-698-R-SB12
Lineage: Eukaryota; Fungi; Basidiomycota; Agaricomycetes; Polyporales; Adustoporiaceae
Exons: 1
Source: RefSeq, a predicted model, not a curated record
CCUGCGUGGGGCCCGGCGCCUCCUCAGACUGAUCCAUCUUCCGGGUCUGCGUCGUUCAUGCCCAUGGACACCGCGAUGGGCGUCAACAUGCCCGCGGGGCGCGUCACCCGCUCGAUGGCUGCUGCCUCGGAGGCCGUGGACAUGCGCUACGCGCAGAUGGGCAUGUCCAUCGCGCAGGGAUCGCGGUCCAACUCGAGCGGCAGCAGUAUGGGUCCUGAGCGGCGCGGUGCUGAGGUGGGCGCUAUGCAGCAGUUUGAACGCACUCCUGGGCAGGGCGUCAGGCGCAGCAGCGACUCCUCCUCCGGCUCGUCCCAGGAGUGAGUGUAGAGGGCACCAUGCAGCCCAUUAUGCGCAUGCCGGGGCAGCUAACCUCUAGCAUCAUGCGAUGUUCAUGCCUAAACGUCUCCUGACCCUACUCACCAAAGCCUCAAACAAUGCAAAACUCAAUGUAACGAACUCUCACGACACAUCUCACUUGCUCUAUAUCUUGCUUUCGAUUGCUCACUGCUCUCCGCCUCGUGUCUAUCUAUAACUCACCUCUGUCUCCACGCUUUCUCGCUGAUUCUUCCGCUUUCCUGAUGUAUAUAGAUUCUCUUGUAAGAUGCCCUGCUCAGCCAUUUCUCCCGUCGAUGAUAUAUCCUGCUGAUAUCUUUGCGUUUGUUUUCUUGCUUUGCUGUGUGUACGCUAUCCAUACUUGAUUGUGACAUGAUAAUCUGCUGUAUCGAGUUCGGUAGCUGUGCUUCGUCGGUCUCGUGUUCACCGCUCCCGUUAUUUCUAGCUCUGCCCGCUGUACAAUGCUUAAUAUAUUGGUUUCUCUCAUUC